ACGAAGCUCAACUUGAGUGGCGGAAAAAGUGCUUAAAAGACGGCAGUAAAGCGCUCAACGCUUCAGUCGAGUUUGAAACUUACACUCAAGCGGAGUUGUAAAUAGUGGUUCGAGUUGUUGGCUCGUACUCAAACUGUAGAAAAAUGUAAAAAGUCGACUAAAAACAUAUAUCUAUAUACACACAUAUAAAUAUUUGUUUCCCUGCAAAAUUAUUUUCAACUUUAAUUUCAACGAAACGAAAAUACAAACCAACAAACAAACGAAAUCGAAACAACCCGAAAAACCAAACAACCAAACUGGUUAAAGCUUGCAUGUAGUCCUUAGAACCACGUAGUAAACGAUAAGGAAACUAUAUAGAAACGAGAAAAACGAAAAAUAGGGAACCGGGAAUCGCAAAGAAGUUGCAGCUAAUUUCUGGUUCGUAUAACUCCAUUAGAAGGCGAUUAGCAUAUUGAAGGACGAGCUAGAGAAGAGCGGGAAGAACCCGCCGUAGUGGCUGAAGUGCCAACGAUAAUUCAAUCAAAGGGCAGGCAGCACGAGGAGAAAAUUGCCUGGGGAAACUGCUUCUGUAAAAGAAACUAGAAAACUUCAUCAAAACACUCGGAUAAAGUGGAAAACGUGUGCGUGCGCGUGAGAAAAACUUUUUAGCAGACUGCCGAGUGUUUUAAUUUCGAUACUAAGAAAGUUCCGCUAGUCAGCUGGACAUGUCCAUGACAAUGGACCAACAUCACCAACACCUUCGCCAUCGCCAUCUCAGCAUGUGGUCGACAUUCGCGGUCUGCCUGCUGCUCCUUCAGGCCACCACCAGCACGAUGGCCAUCGAUUUGAGCCGUUUGUACGGGCACAUGGCCAAUCCCAUUGUGAAGCGUAGCGAAGCCUGUCAUCCGUACGAACCCUUCAAGUGUCCCGGGGAUGGUAAUUGCAUUUCCAUCCAAUAUUUAUGCGAUGGUGCACCUGAUUGCUCUGACGGAUACGACGAGGAUAUGCGUCUGUGCACGGCGGCCAAAAGGCCGCCGGUCGAGGAGACAGCGUCCUUCCUUCAGAGCCUGAUCGCCUCGCACGGACCCAAUUACCUGGAAAAACUUUUCGGCAGCAAGGCACGUGAUGCCCUUUCACCUCUGGGCGGUGUGGACAAGGUCGCCAUCGCUUUGAGUGAGUCGCAAACGAUUGAGGACUUUGGCGCUGCCCUUCAUCUAAUGAGAUCGGACUUGGAACACUUGCGCUCGGUUUUCAUGGCGGUGGAGAACGGGGAUCUCGGCAUGUUAAAGUCGCUGGGCAUCAAGGAUUCGGAGCUGGGCGAUGUGAAGUUCUUCUUGGAGAAACUGGUCAACACCGGCUUCCUCGACUGAGUAGCGCCAGAUCCGGCUUCUGGAUUUUAUUACGCACACGCACAGCCCAUCAAUCCUAAUUUCUAUUCGUAUUUGGGCACGCCCUACGAUAAUUACAAUUAUUAAAUGCGAAUUACACACAUAUACACAUACCUACACUCAUCGUCCGCUGACAAAAACACACACACACACACAAACACCCCAGUUCAUUUCAGCCAAAAGAUAUUUUCUCAAACUCUAUUUUUGAGUAUAAUUUUGCUUUCCAAAACCUUCUUACCCAAUCUUUAAGUUGAUUUAUUUUCAUUUUUCAAACACUUUUAUAAAAAAAAAAACAAAAUCAAGCAAACCAAAAACUUAAAAAAAAAAUUGCAAAAGACCACGAAAAAGCUACAAAAAAAUAAUGGCGAAGAGAAAAUACAUAUACAAGAACAAACAAAAUUUCGAUAACAAAUCGGCUGCUAUCAGACGAAAAACAAAUCUCCAGCUUUCUCCCAAGUUUCUGCGCUCUUUCUUAGACUUUCUUUAUGUGUUGCGUUUCUAUCGCGAUCUAUAUAUUUUUUGAGAAAAUCUAUGCGCAAAUUUCAGAACAUUGCAGAAAAAACUUCAUAAAACUAGAAAAAUAAAAUGUGGAAGCAGGAUCGUUUGGCAAAGUACUAAAAAAGUGAAUGAAAAAAGUAAAACAAAAAAGAAAAAAAAAAACGAAAAUAUAUCAGUGUUUAUAUAACGAACUUUUUCUGAAACAUAUAUAUGUAAACGGAUAUUGAACAUUUUUAUUGAUGUAUAUGUAAAGUGUUUCAAGGCUUCUUAGAUCCGUCACUUAUGGUAUUCAAAACUAAAGUCCCUACAAAAACAGUGUAUGCAAAUCGGCAACCGAGGCUAUCAGUAAAGAACCUUCCAACCAUUUUCUUACGUACUUACCCGUACACUUAUCUUCUUUCGAUAACCGUCUAUUUCUUAUAUACUAUAAAAAUAUGGAAUAUUUGUUUAGUUUUAGUCAGUAAAUGUAGAGAAAGCCCUGCAGCUAUUGUUGUUUCCAGUAGAAGAAGAACUUCAAUGUUUCAAAUACAACAGAGAAAUUAAUUAAUAAACUAGGCACACGUUAUAGUUAAUAAAAUAUCUAUGUCGAGCUACUGUGCGGCAGUUGAAGAAUUGGUUUUGAGUUGCAUAAUUCACGGAACGUUUUGAGUGUCUACAAAAUAUCAAUAAGAGAACUCAAGUUAUAUAUUCAAACCAAAUAGUUGUAAAGCCUAACCUUUAUUUCAAAAUAAUACACACAACUUUACUCAAUUUUCAACAUAUAUAUUUCUUAGACGAAAAAAAAAAACACAAAAGCAAAUUGUAACCAAAAUGAGAUUCUCACGUUUUGGGGGCCAGUUUUGAUUGCCAAAGAACAAAAACUGACCCAAACAAUUUGGAAUAUUAUCUAGGCAGAUAUUAAAAUUGGCUCUCAAAACACAAAAACACCUUACUACCUAGUCUAAGAAUUCUCUAAUUCAAACAUUCUUUAAACGGAGCACGGAAUUGUUGACCAGAUAGUGUGACAAGUAACUAAAACGAAUAGAAAUCAGAGGAGAAAUUAAAAACCCAACGUUAAAGGCAAUUUCUUAAGAUUAAACCGAAAAUUUAAUGGAGUUAUAAGUACCUUGAAUUAGCUGAUAGAUCAUACAACAACUACAGCAAAAGUAAACUACAAUUAUUUAUUUGAAAAAAAAAAA
This is a messenger RNA of Drosophila gunungcola (fruit fly), 3043 nucleotides long. Its product is annotated as IDLSRF-like peptide. Gene Ontology annotation, molecular function: protein binding. NCBI's taxonomy places the organism in Eukaryota, Metazoa, Arthropoda, Insecta, Diptera, Drosophilidae. The record is from RefSeq and is a predicted model, not a curated record. The coding region runs from base 705 to 1349 and encodes 214 amino acids. The transcript is spliced from 5 exons.